AUGGCAGAAUUCAUGCAUGAGAGUAUAGAAGAACAGAAAGGAAAUUUGCAAGAGGUAGAAUUGGAAUUUGCACCAGCAACACUAGAUGAUUCCCUGCCAGAAGUAGAGGAUCCUUUGCAAGAAAUAAACAUGGGAACAGAAGAAGAUCCCAGACCUACUUUCAUCAGCACAUUACUAGAAGAGCCAGUAAAGAAUGAAAUCAUUGCACUUCUGCAUGAUUUCAAAGACUGUUUCGCAUGGCACUACUAUGAAAUUGCUAAAAUUAGGGCUUGUUUGGGAGUGCUUUUGAAAUUGCUAAAAGCGCUUCUAAAUGGGUAA
Messenger RNA from Prunus armeniaca (apricot), 318 nucleotides. The record is from the annotation of a GenBank genome assembly. NCBI's taxonomy places the organism in Eukaryota, Viridiplantae, Streptophyta, Magnoliopsida, Rosales, Rosaceae.